This is a messenger RNA of Dermochelys coriacea (leatherback sea turtle), 1385 nucleotides long. It is a transcript of the gene PDC, whose product is annotated as phosducin. The coding region runs from base 150 to 899 and encodes 249 amino acids. Gene Ontology annotation, biological process: regulation of G protein-coupled receptor signaling pathway. The transcript has 4 exons. The record is from RefSeq and is a predicted model, not a curated record. NCBI's taxonomy places the organism in Eukaryota, Metazoa, Chordata, Testudines, Dermochelyidae.
AGCCUAAAUCUGAUUCCAGAUCUACCUAUCCUCAAGUGCAAUCCCACCAGUGAGUCACAUUCUCCUCUGCUACAAGCUAUCAAGGACACUGGUCACAUUGGAAAAGUGGAGCUCAGCAGCUGAUCUUAACAGCCAAUUGAGUGACAGUUAUGGAAGAGCAAAAGAGUGCCAGUUUGGAACAAGAUUUUGAAGGGCAGGCUACACAUACAGGGCCCAAAGGCGUGAUCAAUGACUGGAGAAAGUUUAAAUUAGAAAGUGAAGACAGAGAUUCCCUUCCUUUGAGCAAGAAAGAGAUCCUCAGACAAAUGUCUUCACCACACAGAUCUCUCAGUAAAGAUGAUAAAGACACCAGAGAGAGAUUUAGCCGUAAGAUGAGUAUGCAGGAGUAUGAGCUCAUCCAUGAUGAGCAAGAGGAUGAAAGCUGCCUACAAAAAUACCGCAAACGCUGCAUGCAGGAUAUGCAUCAGAGGCUGAGCUUUGGGCCCAGAUAUGGCUAUCUGUAUGAGCUGCAAAAUGGGGAACAGUUCCUGGAAGUCAUUGAGAAAGAGCGAAAAACCGUCCUGGUCAUUGUUCACAUUUAUGAAGACAGCAUCAAGGGCUGCGAGGCGCUAAACAACAGCUUAACUUGCCUUGCUGCAGAAUACUCCACAAUGAGAUUCUGUAAGAUAAAGGCAUCUAACACAGGUGCUGGAGACCGUUUCUCAACUGAUGUGCUCCCAACCUUGCUUGUCUACAAGGGAGGGGAGCUUCUGAGCAAUUUUAUUAGCAUUACUGAACACUUCAGGGAGGAAUUUUUUGCUGUGGAUGUGGAAUCUUUCCUACAUGAGUAUGGGCUGCUACCCGAAAAGGAGAUUCCAGCACUUGGAAAUGGCAAUACAGAUGAUCAAGAUAUUGAAUAAUUAGAGAGGGAUAUAGCCCUUCAUUAUCUCCUAUUUCUCCAUGUAUUGCAAUUGGAUCUCAGCAGAACCCAUGAUCGUUUAGAGAAGCCUGUGUGUGCUCAUUACUUUAUACGUAAGAUAUACAUAUAUAAAUAUUUCUUAACUAUCAGUAUGUGAACUUUAUUUAAAGCACAUCUAGCAGGCCUACACAUUUGUUUCUAUGCAAUCUCCACUAAUAACAAAAUUAGGAGAAAAUGCAGGUGACAAUCAUAGGUUUUACGUUAGACACAGGUCUUAAAAGGUAAUUUAGGCCAAUCCUGGGCCCACUAAAGCCAAAAGAAGGUUAGCAUCUAAUGUCAGUCAGAACAGAAUCAGGCCCUUCGAAACUCCUUCAGUGUAUGCAACUCCUGCGGGAAUUCUGCGCCAAUGCCCAUGUGCAGAAUUUAUGUCACUGCAGAUUUUUUUUUUUUGAUUCCCCACAGAAAAAUUGCUUUGAGGGGGAAGCCA